Molecule: messenger RNA, 2095 nt
Organism: Morus notabilis
Lineage: Eukaryota; Viridiplantae; Streptophyta; Magnoliopsida; Rosales; Moraceae
Product: pentatricopeptide repeat-containing protein At5g66631
Exons: 2
Coding region: 23-1984 (653 amino acids)
Molecular function (GO): protein binding
Source: RefSeq, a predicted model, not a curated record
GCGUUUGCUUAUUUAAUUCCAAAUGCGUUGUAAUAAGCAACUCCUCCGUAACAUAAGCCUGAUCAAAAGCUUAACUCACCAAACUCGCUGUUACGCUCGUGACCCUUUUCCGAAUAAGGUCUCACACUACCUCUACCGUGCCAAACACAUCGAUUCCAUUCGUCUUGCGCUCCGUUCCACCCCACCGAGCUCGCUUUCCGCUGCGUUAAUCGACUGUCUGCUCGACUCUUUCGUCGUUACUCAUGCCCUCCGAUCGGCUCCAUCCGCGGACUCUGCUCUCUCCCUUGUCGAAGCCCUCGAAACGGUCCCGCAGUUUUCGCAUAACCAGAACACCCUACACUCGUUGGCUGCGGUCCUCGCCAGGUCCCGCAGAAGCGGAGAACUCAAGUCCUUGAUCAAUGCCAUCAAUGCCGGAAGGUUCGGGAACGUGCGCGUCAGCUUCAUGAAUCUCAUGCAGUGGCAUGCUGCAGCUGGGGACCUCGACUCUGUCCUGCAGGCGUGGGGCGAGUAUCGACGCGCGAGCGAUCGAGUAUGCACCGAGUCUUAUAACGUUGCCAUGCGCCUGUAUGCGCACAGGGGCAAUGAUUCGGAGGCAAUUCAGAUUUUUUACAGGAUGAUUGAUGAAGGGGCAAUUCCCAAUUGCAGAACCUACACAAUAAUGAUCGAGCACCUUGUGAAUUCAGGGAAGCUCAAUUCGGCUAUGGAGGUUUUCGGUAUUUUGCCAUUGAUGAGGAUCAAGCGCACUUUGAACCAGUAUUCUCUUUUGGUGGAAGGGUUUACUGGUGUCAAACAGUUUGAUAAAGUCCAGACUUUGCUUGAGGAAAUGAAGGUUGACGGAAUACUGCCGGGUCGAGCAAUGCGUUUGUCGUUGGAACGAAUGAAGGAGGUGGGAUUUGUACAGGAGACUCAGGAAUUUCUCGAGGAAAUGCUGCCUGACGAACGGAUCAAGACCGUAGAGUAUUGUGGUGAUGAUAACUACGACGAUGACUACGACGACAACUAUGAUGAUGGUGUCCAGGCUUCUGGAGGUGAUGGUGUUGGGGUUCGGUUGAAGCGUUGGUUAGACCCGAGAGCUUUGGCAACUGCCUUGCAAAAAUGGAGCCCGGAGGAGGUGUCGGCGUUAGAGGAUGCAAAGUUUGUGUGGACUAGUCGGUUGUUUUGCAAGAUUCUUAGGAAUUUCAAUUCGCCAGAAACGGCUUGGAAAUUCUUCUGCUGGGCUGCUUGUCAACCAGGAUUUACUCAUGAUAUUUACACAGUGCAAAGGACAAUGACUCUUUUAGCUCGCCACGGGUGUGCUGAAUUGGUUGAUGAACUCAUGUCCAAAAUAAGGAAGGAAGGCAUGAGAUUGCCCUUCUGUACCAUCCGGUUAAUCAUCGACUUCUACGGUGUCUCAAAGAAUGCUGAUGCUGCUCUGAAGGUCUUUCAUGAGCAUAGAGAUUUAUGUGGUCCAAUAUCGAAUUUCAACAUGAUGCUUUUGUAUUCCUCGCUUUUGCGGACACUGACCAAGUGUGGGAGGAAUUCAGAUGCAAUGGAUGAACUCGAAGAGAUGAUUUUGCAAGGGAUAUGCCCCGAUAUUCAGACGUUUUCAGGACUGAUGCAUCAUUUUGCGCUGAACGGGGACAUCAAAACGGUGCAGAGACUCUUUGGAAUGGUUAAGCAGAGUGGAGUUGAGCCAGAUGCGUAUAUGUAUAAAGUGCUAAUCCAAGCUUAUUGCAAGUGUGAAAGAGCUUCUCUUGCGUGGAGAGUUUUUGAAGACUUGAGGAACUUAAACUUGUUGCCGGAUGCCGCCACAAAGGAGCUGCUUGUAAAGAGUCUUUGGAAGGAAGGCAAGCGAAGAGAAGCUGCUGCUGUGGAAGAGAGUUGUGAGGAAAUAAAUGAUGUCCUCCCGCUCCGGUUGCGCGGCCACAUAUGGACAGUGAGCUCGGCGGAUCUCACUAAAGUUUACAACAUUUACUCCAACAGCUUUACACCAACUGCUGAGUAGAGCUUCAACUGGAUUUAGUAAGACAAAGCAACAUUCUGUUUUGAAUGUGAAUGCAAUCAGCAGACAUGACGUAUGAUGAAACUGCCCCACAUUUUAAACUUGAUUUCUUUA